CCGGAUAAUAAUCUCAGUAAAAAGUUAUACUAUUAGAACAGCAGUGCAUCGAAGUGUACAGUGCACCUUAAGAAACCCCUGCGUUGGAUGUGAUUGGCAAAGACAUUAUUCUAUCCUUGGUACCCUGCCGUUCCGGGAUUACAGUGACGUCACGCUGAUACCCUUGCAUGGAUGAAUGCUAAAGAACUAUAGAGCCACAAAUAAUAGCACAAGCAGAGUCCAUAUCUUGGAAGACUUACGUUAUCCUUUAAGCCUCCUUCAGCUAACACAACAACAUUUUUUCACUUAAUGACGCUUAAUUUCAUUUCUUAUCGGGUCCUAGGAGGGAUUAUUCAUUCAUAUAAAACAAUCUCCAGCUGGUGCCAGCCUAAAGUCUCCCUCCUUUGAGUGAAGUCAUCUAUUAUUGAGCGAAAGGCCGUGCGUGGAAAUGUGUGGAAGACGGUGGAUUUGAAGUAGAAUUGGUUGCAAUCGAUCAAGGGUGAAGAAUAUUCCUGAUGGUAACAAAAGAAGCAGCUAUGUCUUUCUCGCAGUUUGGAUACCCUUACAACGCAACUUCACAGUUUUUCGUGUCGGCAAACCCCAGUACGACUUGCUGCGAUUCGAUUUCCAGGUCGGUCUCUGACGGGACAGGCGGCUCCCAGACCGCCGCGGCCGCUGCGUCCUUCUGCUGCCCGUCCUACGAGAACCGGCUCCUGGCGAGCAGCCGGACGGAGCUGAACGCCGCGCUGGGGAUGUACAGCUCUCCUUACGCCGCCGCGGCCGCAGCCAGCCAGAACUACGCCAACUACUUCCCCUACAGCACCGACCCGUCCGCUAUCUACUCUACUCUGAAUCCACAAUAUGACAUCAAGGACAGCACAGGCACUUUGCACUCUGGCAUCACACAAACUGCUGCAUAUUAUCCCUACGAUCAUUCACUGGGACAGUAUCAAUAUGACAGAUACGGGACAGUAGACUUCAAUGGCACAGCUCGAAGAAAGAAUGCCACACGUGAAACUACUAGCACCCUGAAAACUUGGUUGUAUGAGCACCGGAAGAAUCCCUACCCCACGAAAGGAGAGAAGAUCAUGCUUGCCAUCAUAACUAAAAUGACCCUUACCCAGGUGUCCACCUGGUUCGCCAACGCCAGGAGGAGGUUAAAGAAAGAGAACAAGAUGACCUGGUCGCCAAAGAAUAAGGCCAAUGACGACAGGAAGGACGACCUUAACAAGAGUGACCAGGACUGUGUCACCAAAGAUUCCAUUGAUUGCAAAGAGGAGAAGGAUCUCCAUCUGAGUGACUUGGACGACAUGGACGACGACGACUGUGACAAGCUGGACAGUGACUGUGAAAAGGGGGCGGCAGAUGAGCAGGGCCUCCAAAGGGCCGUAUCUGGAGCGCCUCACAAAAGGGACUGCAGCUCUGAGCUGCACCUGAGUUUAACUAACAGCUUUCACUCAUUCCCCUGCGCCGUAAAAAGUGUCACCGCUCUGCCCCCUCUCCAGUCCGAUUUCCUGGAUCAUGCUGUGUCCAAGGCAGCCUCUCUCACUGGCCCAUCGGCAGGUACAGUGUCCCUGUCUCACUUUGAAGCAUCAGACAAGCCACGGAUUUGGUCUUUGGCCCGAACAGCGGCUUCAGGGGUCAUACUAAGCCCUCAGGAGCAUACCCCUGAGCUGAGGACAGGAAACUCAACUGGGGACUGCCAGCUACAGAGCACCGGACUUUCAGAGGUUCCUUCUGGACAAUGUGGUACCAUGAGGGGCCUCCAUGACUCAACCAGUGUGAGCAGCGCAGACAGCCCAUUCCCUGAUGGCUCAUCCUUGCACUCCAAAGUUUACGGCACAAACAGCUACACUCACAAAGGCCUCCAACUUCAAUGUCCAUCCUACACUGCACUCCCAGAUACAUGUCAGUACUCCGCAAUGGAAGGAUUCCCUGGUGGCAAAGCAGAGAUUCAUUCGUCUGACCUCAGUGAAGCCUGUGGGACCAUGCAGGAUGACAAGGGCACUGCGUUUAGACUGGUCAUGAAGAGGUGAAGCAGAGUCAACUGGAGAGUGUGAGACAUUGAGUAAUGGGAGGUUUAUUAUGCACUAGAGGACACGCUGGUCGAGUAGCGGCCUCAGUCUGACACACGGAGCUGCUGCUGUGACAGCCGUCAAACUGUGGACUUGACUAUCAUUUUGCACAACAGUGUUUUUAUGGUGUUAAAGACUUUAUGCAAAAAAAUAAAAACACAUUCUAGAUGCAAAAGUACGACAAUGACACGAUUGGAAUCGGCUGGAUUUGUGUAAGGCAAUCUCCUAGUGUAGACAACUUAUUUAUUUCUCUGUGUAUUUAUGAUUUUGUUUUGACGUCUGUUUGGUUAUUAUUUAACGUGCUGGUUUGUUGGAUUUGUAUCUCCUUUCAGUGUUUUAUUAUAUGUAUUGUUAUGUGGCUUCGUGUCAUUUUGCCGGAUGUAAAAGAAAAAAAACGCUAUAGCAAAAUUGGACUGGAUCUGUCGUGUUGCGCUUGCACUGAGUUUAUUUAUUUAUUUAU
Menidia menidia (Atlantic silverside) is the source of this 2514-nucleotide messenger RNA. NCBI's taxonomy places the organism in Eukaryota, Metazoa, Chordata, Actinopteri, Atheriniformes, Atherinopsidae. The record is from the annotation of a GenBank genome assembly.